Molecule: messenger RNA, 5730 nt
Organism: Microstroma glucosiphilum
Lineage: Eukaryota; Fungi; Basidiomycota; Exobasidiomycetes; Microstromatales; Microstromataceae
Product: P-loop containing nucleoside triphosphate hydrolase protein
Exons: 4
Coding region: 57-5489 (1810 amino acids)
Cellular component (GO): cytoplasm
Molecular function (GO): ATP binding; nucleic acid binding
Source: RefSeq, a predicted model, not a curated record
CUUCUUCCGCUUCUUCCUCCUCACGAUUCACACCUCGCCUGCUUGCCAACCUCCUCAUGGCGACCAUAAAGCAGCCUUCUGACUUUCAGAAGCUGGAAGAGCUGCUCGCCAAGAGGCCAGAUGCAGCUCAACCUCUCUCCGACAUCACCAGCACUGAGGAGCUCGGCUCGGUGCUAGCCUCACGAUGGUACAUCACGUCUGUCGUCAAGCCUGUCAUCGUCGAUCUGGUGGCUGAGUUCGCCGGACAGGAGAAGACGGCCCUCGAUGGAGACUCACUGCUCAUGCUGUGCUACGAGACAGCGGCGGCAAUGUCACCAGAUGCGGAGCAGGUAGGCGUACAGCCUCUUGUUGCCACCUACCUCGCAGAAAGAUACCUACUGCAGCUGGUGAAGGCCAAGUUGAACUUCACCAUCGUGUGGUUCGAAGAUCGAGCUUGGAUCAAUCUCGCUUCCAAGGCAGCGAGCUCGAAACGAUUCGCUCGCUGUGUAAUCCAAUCACAUCUGAAGAACCACUGCGCCGAUAUCCCGCAAGCUUACUUUAGCAGCAUCAGCAGCCCCGAGUGGCGAAGAUGGCUCGAAUUAGAGCGUCCUUAUGCUAUUCUAGCCACAGAUGGUGCCUCUAGCGAGCAUGGUAACAAGACGGUGGAGGCAGCAGACACAUAUGCCAUGGCUCAGCAUAUCAGUGGCGGGAUGGGUGUCAAGGAUUUGGCCGAGGGCGUUUCCGUGGCUUUGAUCAGCAAUGACAUGUUUGAGGACCAUAAGAUCCUUUGUUUCCUCAUCGUGUCUACUCCUUUGGCUCGUCAUGCCAUUAAACUACAAGCGGAAGGCUAUCAGCGUCUUGCUAGCGCAUUGGAAACGCAACAAGAACGGUAUCAAGUGGGCGAUAGACCCCACAAAGCAGCGAGCUGGUCGGAUAGCCUUGACGCCACUCCCGCCGAGAACAUCGCGCUUCUCGGCGCCGAGAAUCCACAAGCGAGCGAGGAAAACCGCAUUGCACUUUUGUUGCAAGCUCUUCUGCUCAAAGCUUUGCCUCUGGAUAGCAGGGCUCUCAAUGCUGAUGUAACAAGUAUCGACCGCGAAGCACAAGAUUUCCUUGCUGGAGCGCUCGAUCAUGGCACACGGUCAUUGUCUGCUCGAGAGGAUGACGCGGAAGUUCCCGCAGAUCUCAUUGAUCCGCGUCUCUUUGCAUUUUGUGUCUCUCGUCAAGCUGCCAUUCUGCAAGCACUGCCUCAGCCACUGAAGGAGCGUCUGCGGCUUCUCUGCCAGACGGUGGGUAUCUCUGACUUGCCGGGACUUUCUUCAGAUAUGCCAUCACCAACUCUCAGUCAGGGCGAAUCCCGCAAACGCAGUCUGCUGCUACCAUACCAGUCUCCAGCAGACUUGCAAUUGCCUGAGCUCUCGACACGGAGCGAUGCGGCUACCAUCAGCGAGCCGAGUACCUUCCUGCCUCGUCUCUCCGCUACUGGAGAGCGUUCAUUGCUGGAAAAAGCGGACCCGCUGCAUUUCUACAACCGCCCCGGGCGUGAGACAAAGGCGCCACGAGAUGCUCAUGGCCGUAUCAUCAACAAGUUGCAGGCCAAGCAGUUCAGAGCGAAUCAGAGGUACGCUUCAUGGGUCACUGCCUAUGCUCAAAGUCUGCUGGGCUCAAGUGGCUUGAUCAGACAAGCUAUCACCGAGGGGCCAUUGGUCCGUUUGGACGACAAGAAGGCCGGCAAACCUCAGCAGCAGCCCAAGCAGCCUGCCGCAAAGAAGCUGAGUAAGAAGGAACAAAUCAUCGCACAAAAUCAGAAGGACAAGUCGACAAAGGCUUCCGCUCAGGUGGACCGCAAAUUGACGUAUCUGGUCGAGGAGCUUCAAAUUGGAAGCGCUGUCAGCAAGUUUGACUCAGCUGAUCUUCCAAUGGUCAAGGAUCGUCGCCGUCAGAUUGGCACAUUGGCGGGCUACAUCGCAGGAGCAGCGUCUCCUGCUCAGGCCAGGGAUCUCAUCUUACUCCGCGUCCGUCUCGCUCUGGAGGCUUGGGUAGCUGCUUGCAGCAUCAGCGACCGGGAGAAAAGCCAGUGCUUCGACCUUGCGGUCAUGUGCUUCACAGACAUCGCGAAGAUCCUGUCGACUACACCUGGGGAAGGGUUCGAUGAGCACGAAAGAGCUCUCCUCUGCUCUUGUGGGCAAGCCAGUCGUGUCCUCGGCGUGCAAAGUGUGUUUGGACCCAGUCAUGCUGGCCUUGAGAAGGUAUGGGAUGAGGUUGAAGAGAAGAAAGGCAAGCCCAAGAAGGGAGAGUUUGCCUUCGACGUCAAUUGGCCAAAGGCAUCGAAGAAGUACAGCGUCGGGGACCCACUCGAGUUCCAGCUCAAGCACUGUGGUGACGUGAUGACGAGGGAACUGGACUCGAAGGAGGAUCGGCGAGUCACUGGCUUCAAGCCUGAUGCUUGGCAGAGAGACGUUCUCGAUGCAGUCGAUGCUCGCGAUGACACCCUUGUGGUGGCUCCAACGUCUGCUGGAAAGACGUUCAUUGCCUUCUACUGCGUUGAGAAGGCUCUGCGAGAGAGUAGCGAUGCCGUUGUCGUUUAUAUCGCCCCCUCAAAGGCACUGGUCAACCAGAUUGCUGCCGAGCUCGAAGCUCGCUACACCAAGAAUUACGGAACGUCUGAGAGGACUAUUUGGGCCAUCUCUUCGGGCGACUUCGAUGUUCACAAUCCCCUCAAGGCACAGGUCCUCGUAGCCUCGCCAUCAGUACUACACAAGAUGUGCCUCAAUACUGAGGUUGCAGCUUCAUGGCUCCCCCGAGUCAAGACCGUCAUCAUGGACGAGAUCCACAGUCUCACGGAUCUCGAGUUGGGUCCAAUUUGGCAGCAGCUGCUCGCCUUUGUGCCUUGCCCAAUCAUCGCCCUCUCGGCCACAGUCGGCAAUGUCGACGAAUUCGGACAAUGGCUCAAGCAGGUGCGUGAGCAGCAGGGACAAAAAGUGGCCAUUGUCCAGCACAGCACUCGAUACAGUGACCUCAAGAAGCACGUCUACGUCCCAGCUUCUUCGACUGUGGAGCCUUUCAAAGGCAUCUCCAAACAGGUUGGUCCUUCCCCUUUCCUUCCCCUCCACCCGUUCACUGCACUCCGUCCUGCUGGAUCCACCAUCCCGUCUGAUUUGGAGAUGACGCCUGCGGAACAGCUGCAGCUGGUUCGGGCCAUGCAAGCAACGUCUAACGCACAGUAUCAGAUCGACGAUAGCCUCGACCCGGGCAGGUUCUUCGCCAAUAUCGUCGGGCCAGUGACCAGAGCGAAUACCUUGGCCUACCAGGAGGCUCUUCGAGCAGCCGUCAAGGACUGGAUGGCGCGCGACGACUCUCGGAAUCCCGGAUCGCCUUUCCUCGCGCUUCUCGAUGCGCUCGAGAGCGGGCUGCAAAAGAGGAUCGACGAAGUGAACAAAGCUUGGCCUGCUACCAUGUCUCACAUCGAUUUCCAGCGAGAGAACCUGCUGCCAUUUUUGGGUAAUCUGGAGAACCAAAAGCUCAUGCCUGCACUUCUCUUCGACUUCAAUCGCGACGAUGUGGAGACACUCGGGAUGCAUUUGGUUGCUGAACUUGUCAAGCAAGAGGACAACUACAAAGCACACAACAAGGCCUGGCAAGCAAAGCUGGAGGAAUGGGAUCAAUGGAAGACAGAUGAGCCGGAUCGUCGAAAGGCAGAGGAGCGCAAGAUGAAGGCUCUGAAAGGCAAGAAAGACGCGGAAGCUGCGAAGAAAGAUGCUCGCGCUACCGAUGUCGGAUGGCAGGCUUCCUUCGAUCCCGAUGCUCCCCUCGCCGAUUUCACUUUCGCAAAUGAGAAGUGUGGUCUCGCAUUGGAAGAUAUCGUCGUCGACGUUGAGAAGCUCAACAUCGCUCAGUGGAUGAAAGAUGGAUUGAUCCGAGGUGUUGCAAUCCACCAUGUCAGUCUUCCGACCUCGUACCGACAGAUCGUCGAAAGGUGGUACCGAAAGGGUUGGUUGAGAGUCGUCAUCUGUACUGGGUCUCUCGCCUUGGGUAUCAACAUGCCCGCCAGGACGUCUGUCUUUGUCGGUGACCAUACUCAGCUCGAUGCUUUGCAAUAUCGACAAGCUGCUGGACGAGCCGGUAGGCGUGGCAUGGAUCUGACGGGUAAUGUCGUCUUCUACGGUAUUCCUUGGACCAAAGUUCAGCGUCUGUUGACGUCGAAGCUGCCGGCGCUGGACUGUGAUCUACCGACAUCUGCAACUCUCUACCUACGUCUCCAUCAGCUACUCGCAGACCCUUCUUCGCGACAGGCUGGAGAGCGCAUGGCUAAGGCUGCUGUGCGAUUGGAGAACCCACCGAGUCGUCAAGAAGAGCUACCGCUUGCUCAUCAGUUCCGCGUGUCUGUGGAGUUUCUACGACGCUUUGGGGUCGUCGGGACAGAGGGCCAGCCGCUCACGCUGGCUGGUAUCACCAGCUACUUGGCGUCUAACGAGCCAGCAAAUCUGGCUUUCGUUGAGCUCCUGCGCUCAGGGACUCUGUACAAUGUCGCCUUCUCUGCGUCGGUCGAUCGCGUGGCGGCUGUCGACGAGAUGGUCGUCAUUUUGAGCCAUCUUUUUGCCUCCCGAAAGAGCAACCCGACUCGCCGAUUUGCAGCAGGAGAGCGACCUCUGCCACCUUUGCCGCAAGAAGCUAGGAAAGUAUUGGGAGCUCUGCAUGACCAAGCUGUGAACGCCUAUCUCAACUUCACUGCAAGCGUGAAGAAUUCUGCUGAGCAAGUGAUGGACGACAGCAAGCUGCCUCUGUCGGCUGUCUCCUUCGGAGGCUCUCCAGACGAUGUCGGUAUCGUCUCUCCCGAUUCCCGAAAGUCGCGAGUGAGCCAGUCAUCAUUUGCUGCCAUGGCAGGGUCUUCUGAAGCUCUCUCAGCCGAAUUAGGGCUCGUGCAGGCCGGCUCAUCGAUCUCGCACCGAGUCGUGCCCUUUUUCGAACGCAUCCUUGACCCUUCGCCAAAAAAUGCCUACGUCCUUGACUUCUUCCGUCAUGGCCACUUGCAAAGCUUGAGCGAUGAUAGCGGACUGCCGGGAGAGACGUUUGCCUGGGCUGCUCUCAACGACUUCUGGCACGUCCUGCUCUCUCUGCGUUCCGUCCUGGAGAUUCUCCUCAAGACAGCAUCCCGAUCUAAAGGUCGAGAGGGCACAGCCACCGGCGCCUCGUCUGAAGCUGACUGGGAAGAGUCCACCGGCUUCUACUACGAUGAAGAAGGCGAUGCUGACCCAGAAGAUGAUGCACAGCGAACCGACUCGGGUAUUGCUGGAUCUCAGAUGUCUGGCCUCGGCGCAGGUGCUAGUGGCGGAAAAGUGGUGCCGGUCAGCCAGGGUCCUGACAUCCGUACGAAGAGUGGAAAGAAGGUGGACCCGAUCAAGCCGCCUAUCGAGGUGCCCAACAAGCAUCACCAACUCUAUGCAGUCUAUGAGAUGAUUGUCGACAUUCAGAGGAACUACCACGGCAAGUUCUUCAAGACCUUUGCAUAGUUGUGCAGGCCACGCCGGUCGGCUCUGUUCUUCCCGCUCUCAUACACUGCUCAGUCUAUUUGUCCCGCCUUAGAUUUCUUCCCCAUUGUGUCACAAACAAGCAUGCGCAUACGCAAUCCGAAUCGAUAUCACGUGCCAGUAACAUUGCUUGGCCUCUUUGUCUGCAGUCAGAAAACAACAUUACUAGCUUUUCGAUGCGGGAGGGAGACUGAGUCCCGCAGGUGCACUGUUGCUUCUCUUC